Molecule: messenger RNA, 1293 nt
Organism: Cryptomeria japonica (Japanese cedar)
Lineage: Eukaryota; Viridiplantae; Streptophyta; Pinopsida; Cupressales; Cupressaceae
Exons: 6
Coding region: 1-1293 (430 amino acids)
Source: RefSeq, a predicted model, not a curated record
AUGGGUGAUGAAGAAGAUGUAGAUCUAGAAGAAGAGUUACAUUAUGCUUAUGAACAAAAUGAAAAGCUAAAAGGAAGGGUUUCAAAAUAUAAGACAAAAUUACAAGAGUCAAGCAAGCUCAUUGAAGACCUAAAAAUACAAUUAGAGGAAGCAAAGAAGAAUGAGGAAGAGAUAAAAGAUCAGCUUAAAAGUAAAGAGGAAGGAUGCAGUAAAUUAGAAUCAGAAAUCGUCUCCUUAAAACAAGACUUGGAGAAACUUAAAAAAUUUGAAGACAAUACCAAGAAAAUGGAUAAACUUCUCAAAACACGAAGACCUACUUUCAUUAAAUCAGGUCUAGGACGUAAAGAAGAUCAAAUAGCCAAAGCUACUAGUUCAAAACCCUUGGAUGAGUCAUGGAAGAUAGUAGAAAAUAGAAGAAGGAAGAAUGAUACUGAUAAAUCUCAUCCUCCCACUAAUGUGUUGAAAAUAUCCCACCUAAAGAAACCACAUAAUUUUAUUCCACGAAUUGGUGAUAUACAAUGGUCUAAGGAUACACCUGUUACAACCCAAAUUAAGAAUAGCAUAAAGGUUGUUGAACCAGGAGAAGAAGAAAUGGAGGAAAUGAGCUAUGAAGUGAGUUAUGACUUACUGAUCGGUUAUGCCAACAACCUCUUGGCAUCACCUAAGGACACUAAAAAUAAAAGAUUGGGCACUUAUCAAGAAAGGAUUGCACCAGCACAACCCAGUAGUGUGAAGGAGAAUAAGAAGAAAGAAGAUCAAGGAGCUUCUGUGUCUAUCGGUACAAGAAUAACAAAGAGUAUUCAAAUCAAAAAGGAACCGGUACCUAAGUUAUAUGCAAAGAAGCCCACUCUCACGAGGAAAAGAGGCAGAAAUCUCAUCCUUCAAGAGGAAUCCAAGGAAAUUGAACUUGAAGAAGAAUCAAAUAAGAUGAAGUUAAAGUACUAUCAAAAUAUGCCUGAUCAAACUGAUAUUGGAGCUCCACUGGAGCUGGACACUGAAGAAAUUAUUCCACUGGAUGAUAUUAUUGAUACAACCAGUAAUGACAUUGAACCAGUUAAGGAAAUAGAACAACAACUGGAUAUUGUUGGAGAACAAAUAGCAGAGGAAGCAUCGAUUACUAAACCAAGUGUGGACAUGCAACCACCACCGAGGGUAUACAAGGAUUCUGAAGCAGUUUUGGCUACCCCGGAGAUGAGCACUGUUGAUGCUACGGAAGGAUUUAUUGUACAGAUUUUGACACAUGCUGAGAUCACUAAAACACUAUUAGAAACAUGGGAUAAUGACCUUGAAUAG